This is a messenger RNA of Grosmannia clavigera kw1407, 1323 nucleotides long. Its product is annotated as tRNA-guanine transglycosylase family protein. The coding region runs from base 1 to 1323 and encodes 440 amino acids. Gene Ontology annotation, molecular function: pentosyltransferase activity. Lineage: Eukaryota; Fungi; Ascomycota; Sordariomycetes; Ophiostomatales; Ophiostomataceae. The record is from RefSeq and is a predicted model, not a curated record. The transcript is spliced from 2 exons.
AUGACGACGUCUGCAGACGCGCCCAUGGCUUCGGCCCCGACACCGUUCUUCCGCAUUCUCGCGACCGCAGCCAGAGUUGUCGAGCAGGUGCCUCUGCAGCCGGACCGCACGCCGCCCAUCCUAACGACGCCUCUGGACAGUGCAACGUCCUCCUCCACCUUGACGUCGCCCUCCCGCCUUCACGCCUUCUGUGCCCUCCCCCCGGCAGCCAUCUCUGUCCUCGCCCCUCGCCGUCACCCCGCUGCCGCCGCCCAUCUCGGCAACGGUCCCGGCCACAUCUCCGUCGUCACCUCUACCGGCUUCCAGAAACUGACUCUCGACGCCUACCACGAUGCCGUCGACGCCCUGCUGCCCGACAUCGUCGUCCCUAUGGCUGACCUGACCUAUGGUGGCCAUGGCGGCCUGUCGUACCCGACGGCUAAGCGCGCUGUCCGCAUGGCUGACCGCACCGAAGACUGGAUCGACCAGUUUCUGUCGAGGACCACCAACACCGCUGACGGCCCUCACGUCUUCGCCCCAACUCUGCCGGUGCCUUAUGCGACACAGUGGCAGUACCUCAACGGCCUGGCCGACUGGAUGACCGGCCAGGGCGACAGAAGCCCUCAGAAAGCCCUCGCUGGCCUCGCCGUCUACGACGUCGACCUCCUGCCCGACCUGCGCGCCGACUACGACAACUCCCUCGCCCUGCUGCCGCGCCUGUCGUUGCACCCCGCCCCCACCCCCCAUCAUAUGUUGCGCCAGAUUGCUCUCGGCGCCGACCUGAUCGUCCUGCCUGCCAUCACUGCUGCCUCUGAAGCUGGCCUGGCAUAUACGUUCUCCUGGGAUGUCGCUUUCCAGGCCGAGACUAUGCCCUCUGAUCGCCCUCUUGAUCCUCUCGAUCCUCUCGAUCCUCCCGACCAUCCUGACCACUCUCCUGACCAAAUCCUCCCCCUUGCCGUCGACCUCUCUGAUCCCUCACAUGCUGCCUCUCUUCUGCCGCUCGCUCCCGGCUGCAGCUGUGCUGCUUGUGUCGCCGGCCAUCAUCGCGCCUACGUCCACCACCUGCUCGACGCCCACGAGAUGCUCGCCUGGACCCUCCUCCAGAUCCACAACCACCAUGUCGUCGACCGCCUCUUUGCCGCUGUCCGCGCCACCCUCGCUGACCCCGAUCCCGAUGCCUUUGAGCGCACCCGACGCCGCUUCCACCUCGCCUUCGCCCCUGACCUGCCGGUCGGCUCCGCUGUCCGUCCCCGCGCCCGCGGCUACCAGGCCGUCAGCAAUGGGCCCGUUGACAGCCGCCUCAACAAGCCUGCCUGGGGACGUCUGGAAGAGGUCGGCCAUUGA